Molecule: messenger RNA, 5621 nt
Organism: Cebus imitator (Panamanian white-faced capuchin)
Lineage: Eukaryota; Metazoa; Chordata; Mammalia; Primates; Cebidae
Gene: DIAPH1
Product: diaphanous related formin 1
Exons: 27
Coding region: 140-3796 (1218 amino acids)
Biological process (GO): actin filament polymerization; actin cytoskeleton organization
Cellular component (GO): cytoplasm; actin filament
Molecular function (GO): microtubule binding; small GTPase binding; actin binding
Source: RefSeq, a predicted model, not a curated record
UGAGGCGCGCGCAGCCCGGCAUGCUAAUGAGGCGGGGCGCGGCGGCUGGCUAAAGAGUGGCUGGGCGGCGUCGGCGGGCGCUGAGCUGCCGGGCGGGAGCGGCGUAGGCGCGGGGUCACCGGCCAGCGUGAACCGGGACAUGGAGCCACCCGGCGGGGGCCUGGGGCCCGGCCGUGGUACCCGGGACAAGAAGAAGGGCCGGAGCCCAGAUGAGCUACCUUCGGCGGGCGGCGACGGCGGCAAAUCUAAGAAAUUUACUCUGAAGCGGCUCAUGGCGGAUGAGCUGGAGAGAUUUACCAGCAUGAGAAUUAAGAAGGAGAAGGAAAAGCCCAAUUCUGCUCAUAGAAAUUCUUCUGCAUCAUAUGGGGAUGAUCCUACAGCACAGUCAUUGCAAGAUGUUUCAGAUGAACAAGUUCUGGUUCUCUUUGAACAGAUGCUGCUGGAUAUGAAUCUGAAUGAGGAGAAACAGCAACCUUUGAGGGAGAAGGACAUCAUCAUCAAGAGGGAGAUGGUGUCCCAGUACUUGUAUACUUCCAAGGCUGGUAUGAGUCAGAAGGAGAGCUCUAAGUCUGCCAUGAUGUAUAUUCAGGAGUUGAGGUCAGGCUUGCGGGAUAUGCCUCUGCUCAGCUGCCUGGAGUCCCUUCGUGUCUCUCUCAACAACAACCCUGUCAGUUGGGUGCAAACAUUUGGUGCCGAAGGCUUGGCCUCCUUAUUGGACAUUCUUAAACGACUUCAUGAUGAGAAAGAAGAGACUGCUGGGAGUUACGAUAGCCGGAACAAGCAUGAGAUCAUUCGCUGCUUAAAAGCUUUUAUGAACAACAAGUUUGGAAUCAAGACCAUGUUGGAGACAGAAGAAGGAAUCCUACUGCUGGUCAGAGCCAUGGAUCCUGCUGUUCCCAACAUGAUGAUUGAUGCAGCUAAGCUGCUUUCUGCUCUUUGUAUUCUACCACAACCAGAGGAUAUGAAUGAAAGGGUUUUGGAGGCAAUGACAGAAAGAGCUGAGAUGGAUGAAGUGGAACGUUUCCAGCCACUGCUGGAUGGAUUAAAAAGUGGGACCUCUAUUGCACUGAAGGUUGGAUGCCUACAGCUGAUUAAUGCUCUCAUCACACCAGCUGAAGAACUUGACUUCCGAGUUCACAUCAGAAGUGAACUGAUGCGCUUGGGGCUACAUCAGGUGUUGCAGGACCUUCGAGAGAUUGAAAAUGAUGAUAUGAGAGUGCAACUAAAUGUGUUUGAUGAACAAGGGGAAGAGGAUUCCUAUGACCUGAAGGGACGGCUGGAUGACAUUCGCAUGGAGAUGGAUGACUUUAGUGAAGUCUUCCAGAUUCUCUUAAACACAGUGAAGGAUUCAAAGGCAGAGCCAUACUUCCUUUCCAUCCUGCAGCACUUACUCUUGGUCCGAAAUGACUAUGAGGCCAGAUCAACUGUUGGCCCAAAACAGGAGAUGGGAGUGGGGGGCAGAUUCCAGCACCUCCAGGCAAAAGAGGAGCUGGACUCAGAGUUAACAGCCCGACAUGAGCUACAGGUGGAAAUGAAAAAGAUGGAAAGUGACUUUGAGCAGAAGCUUCAGAAUCUUCAGGGAGAAAAGGAUGCACUGGAUUCUGAAAAGCAACAAAUUGCCACAGAGAAACAGGAUCUAGAAGCAGAGGUGUCCCAGCUCACAGGAGAGGUUGCCAAGCUGACAAAGGAACUGGAAGAUGCCAAGAAAGAAAUGGCUUCCCUCUCUGCGGCAGCUGUUGCUAUAGCUCCUUCUGUUCCUAGUAGUGCUACUGUUCCCCCUGCCCCUCCUUUACCUGGUGACUGUGGCACUAUGAUUCCACCACCACCUGCUCCUGGGGGUAGCACCAUAGUUCCUCCUCCACCACCACCUCCUUUGCCUGGGGGUGUUGGCAUCACCCCCUCACCGCCUCCUUUGCCUGGGGGUGCUAGCAUCCCUCCACCCCCUCCUUUGCCUGGGGGUGCUAGCAUCCCUCCACCCCCUCCUUUGCCUGGGGGUGCUAGCAUCCCUCCACCCCCUCCUUUGCCUGGGGGUGCUAGCAUCCCUCCACCUCCUCCUUUGCCUGGUGGUGCUGGAAUCCCCCCACCACCUCCUCCCUUGCCUGGAGGAGCAGGAAUGCCACCUCCUCCUCCCCCUCUUCCUGGUGGUCCUGGAAUCCCUCCACCUCCUCCUUUUCCUGGAGGCCCUGGCAUUCCUCCGCCUCCACCUGGCAUGGGUAUGCCUCCACCUCCCCCAUUUGGAUUUGGAGUUCCUGCAGCCCCAGUUCUGCCAUUUGGAUUAACCCCCAAAAAGCUUUAUAAGCCAGAGGUGCAGCUCCGGAGGCCAAACUGGUCCAAGUUUGUGGCUGAGGACCUCUCCCAGGACUGCUUCUGGACAAAGGUGAAGGAGGACCGCUUUGAGAACAAUGAACUUUUUGCCAAACUUACCCUUACGUUCUCUGCCCAGACCAAGACUUCCAAAGCCAAGAAGGAUCAAGAGGGUGGAGAAGAAAAGAAAUCUGUGCAAAAGAAAAAAGUAAAAGAGUUAAAGGUGUUGGAUUCAAAGACAGCCCAGAAUCUCUCAAUCUUUUUGGGUUCCUUCCGCAUGCCCUAUCAAGAGAUUAAGAAUGUCAUCCUGGAGGUGAAUGAGGCUGUUCUGACUGAGUCUAUGAUCCAGAACCUCAUUAAGCAAAUGCCGGAGCCAGAGCAAUUAAAAAUGCUUUCUGAACUGAAGGAUGAAUAUGAUGACCUGGCUGAGUCAGAGCAGUUUGGCGUGGUGAUGGGCACGGUGCCCCGACUGCGGCCUCGCCUCAAUGCCAUUCUCUUCAAGCUACAAUUCAGCGAGCAAGUGGAGAAUAUCAAGCCAGAGAUUGUGUCUGUCACUGCUGCAUGUGAGGAGUUACGCAAGAGUGAGAGCUUUUCCAGUCUCCUAGAGAUUACCUUGCUUGUUGGAAACUACAUGAAUGCUGGCUCCAGAAAUGCUGGUGCUUUUGGCUUCAAUAUCAGCUUCCUCUGUAAGCUUCGAGACACCAAGUCCACAGAUCAGAAGAUGACGUUGUUACACUUCUUGGCUGAGUUGUGCGAGAAUGACUAUCCUGAUGUCCUCAAGUUUCCAGACGAGCUUGCCCAUGUGGAGAAAGCCAGCCGAGUUUCUGCUGAAAACUUGCAAAAGAACCUAGAUCAGAUGAAGAAACAAAUUUCUGAUGUCGAACGUGAUGUUCAGAAUUUCCCAGCUGCCACAGAUGAAAAAGACAAAUUUGUUGAAAAAAUGACCAGCUUUGUGAAGGAUGCCCAGGAACAGUAUAACAAGCUGCGGAUGAUGCAUUCUAACAUGGAGACCCUCUAUAAGGAGCUGGGCGAGUACUUCCUCUUUGACCCCAAGAAGUUGUCUAUUGAAGAAUUUUUCAUGGAUCUUCACAAUUUUCGGAAUAUGUUUUUGCAAGCAGUCAAGGAGAACCAGAAGCGGCGGGAGACAGAAGAAAAGAUGAAGCGAGCAAAACUAGCCAAGGAGAAGGCAGAGAAGGAGCGGCUAGAGAAGCAGCAGAAGAGAGAGCAGCUUAUAGACAUGAAUGCAGAGGGUGAUGAGACAGGUGUAAUGGACAGUCUUCUAGAAGCCCUGCAGUCAGGGGCAGCAUUCCGACGGAAGAGAGGACCCCGUCAAGCCAACAGGAAGGCCGGGUGUGCAGUCACAUCUGUGCUAGCUUCGGAGCUGACCAAGGACGAUGCCAUGACCUCUGUUCCAGCCAAGGUGCACAAGAAGAGUGAGGCAGUCCCUACAAUCCUUGAGGAAGCCAUGGAGUUGGUUGGCCGUGCAAGCUAAUACGAGUCCUGUGACCGUGGCAGCUCCUCAGUGGAGCCCCAGACUGUCCUGUCCUGCAGCAUGUGCCUAAAGGCUCAAGGGGAUAUUCCUCUGGGGCGGCCACUUCCACCACCCUGACCCUGUCUUUCUCUCUGGCCUGCUGCUCUCUGAACAUCACAUACAGCUUCAGCUUGCCUGGAGGCCAGAAGGAAAGGGCAGUGUGGGGGAGGCCUGAGACCAACCCAGCCAGCCCUAGCUGUUGUAUUACCAAAGCAGGGUCCGUGUUUGCUGCCUUAACCCUGUCUCCUGUCUAAUACUCAGAGGGCCUCAUCUCAGAAAAGGCCCAGCCUGCUUUUUUUCAGCCCUGACUUUCUAAUGGGCUUUCUCCCUAGGUCAAUCUUGCUGGGUUUGUGCUUUUCUUUUGUGGUUUCUCUGGCCCUGAGAACAGCAUGGGGCUUGUAAACCUUUGGGCUAGAUCCUGCCUUUCACUGCUGUCGUCUCUGCUCUUCCCUCUCCUGGCUGUGGUUAUUUAUUAUUAGUGGUGUGGUGCUGGGAGAUGCUCCUAAGGAAGCAGGGAGCAAAUCCCACCUUUACCCCACCUUCCUGGGAAAGGCCUUCAAAACAAAGGAUCAGGACCACUUUCCCUGUUGUUCUGUGGCCCAGGCUAGAGCCUGUGGGCAGGCAGGCAGGCAGGCAGGCAGGGCAUAGCGACAGUGUGGGACCUGCCCCAAGCAUCUGCCACACUUUAUGCCCUUGCCUCUCUGGACCCUCUGCACCAACCCCAGGCUACUGAGCCACGCUCCCUCCUCAUGCCUCCCCUGGAGCUUUGGUGCAUCUCAUCUGGACUAUGGGUUGUGUUGUGACCAUCCCAACCCCUCACCCUCUGUCUACAAGGAAAUGGGAGGUGGAGCCUCCUGGCUGAGAAAUUGUUUUGCAAAUGGAUCUAUUUUUGUAUGAAAAAAAUUUUUUUAAAGAAAACUCUUCCUUCCCCCUUUCCCUUCCAUAAUGUAAGAAGCUUUGGUGGCAGGUUCCAGAGUUCCUGGGAUUUCUCCUCACAGGCCCAAUCCUGAAUGUGCCCCUGGACCUUCUGGACCCUUGAGGCCAAGGCAGAUCCUCUCUCCCAGAGAAUCUGGGGCAGAAGGAGCUUCCCCUUCUCUGGUUGAGCUGGAUCAGGCCUAAGAGUAGUGGGAGCUCUAAGACCAGAGUUUUUAUCAGUGUAUAAAUGUAUCAAGCCAAAUGUGCAGAUGCUAACUGAACAUUCUGGGGAAGUGGGCACAAGGAAUGCCUUUAUACACUGCACCCCAUCUCUCCUAAAAGAUAAGUGGGCACACUGAACUGUUUGGUGGCUCCAGCCACAGGAAGCUCCAGUUCUCUGGCGGAGGGUGACAGUUUUGCCCUCCUUGUGCCCCUCUCAGCUUUCCAUCCCCAGCUAGGAAGAAAGAAUGACACUCUUGGGCUUGGCCUAGAAUUAGAAUUGUUAGAGCCAGAGGAAGCUUAGGAAACAUGAGGGUAGCUACAGUGAGGCCUUAACUGGCAGGGGCGCUUGUGUAUAAAGGGGCAACGGCAGCUCCUUUGGGCUAUUCUGGGAAGACUCUGAUGCAGGGCAUCUGUUGCUCCCCUAGGUCACCUCCUCCUCCCUGCUCGCUGACAUGUGGGGCUUUGACCCUUUCUUUUUUAAUCUACUUUUGCUAAGAUGCAUUUAAUAAAAAACAUAAAAAGUGAAAAAAAGAGGGGUGGGGGACAAAAUGCAAAUCUAUUUCCCUUGCCUCUUAGGGUUCUGGAUGUCAUCACCUCCAGUUUGUUGGUUUUGUUUCCAACUGUUAAUAAAGCAUUGAAACAGUACUGC